Molecule: messenger RNA, 1156 nt
Organism: Paramecium sonneborni
Lineage: Eukaryota; Ciliophora; Oligohymenophorea; Peniculida; Parameciidae
Source: the annotation of a GenBank genome assembly
AUGGAUUUAAUCACUAUCAACAAAUCUAUCAUUUGCAUUUUAGGAGAGUAUAAAGAAAAAUUAAAAUAUGAUUUAUCUAAUAAUGAAGGGGAUAUGCAUUAGUAAAAAUUAAAACUUAAUUAGAUUCAAUAUUAUGCUCCACUUAGAUUAUAAAAAGAAAUUUCAUCUCGGUGGAGGAAUAUUUAAAUUGUCAUGGCUUCAUAAAUUAAAAACUGUAUUUUUAUUCUUUUAUAUUUUAGUUUCCCUCCGUUGUAAUUUGGAUAUAUGACAUCUCUGAAUGUAUACAUUUGAAUUAUUAUAGCUGAGAAAUUGGACAAAUUAUUAGAAAAUUACAACAUCUUAAAAUAAAACAUUUCUUAAACCAAAACUUCCUAACCAAAAANUACAUCUGCAAUUUUAUCAAGAAUAAUGUUAAAACGAAUUUAUACAAAGAAAGAAAUCUAAGGAUGUUUAUUAGUAUUAUUUGGAGUGGCAAUUGUAGGAACAAGCGGAUUUAUAUUUCCUGAAGAAUAAAAGUAAUAGGUAAUUUCAAUGUUUAAUUUAGGAUUUAAAAAAAUAAGUGGUUUCAAUAUUCUUAAUGUUAUUCUCAAUUUUCCUAUAUGGAUUUUAAUAUACAAUUGAAGAAAAGUUUUAUAAAACAUAUUUUAUUCAUCCAUUAGAGCUUAUAGGAUAUGAAGGAAUGUGGGGUUUAAUUAUUUACACAUUUAUAUGCAUAUCUUUAACUUUUACAUAGUGUCCUGACUUUCUUUAUAAUGUUUGCAUUCCACACAAUGGAUUAUUUUAUUUCGAAAGAGCUGAUUAUUAUUUUCAACAAUUUUAAUAAAGUGGUCUGCUUUAAUUUGCUAUUAUUUUUGGAAUUCUAUCAAUUUCUAUCUACAAUACUAUGUGUUAAACAGUUACAAAAUAUUUAUCUUGUGUUACAAGAGCUUUAGUAGAUGUUGCUAAAAUUAUGAUGAUUUGGAUCAUAUCAUUAAUAAUUUCAUUAGCUACUACUUCCUCAAAUUAUCAUUGGGAAAAUAUUAGACUUGGUGCUAUUAUUAUAGAAGUUUUUGGAUUUCUAUGUGUUGUUGCUGGAGAAAUAAUUUACAAUUUCAAUUAAACUUAAAUUGAAGAAAAUUAAGAUAUCACUAAAAAUUUAAGUUUAUAAAAAGAGUGA